Molecule: messenger RNA, 5739 nt
Organism: Acomys russatus (golden spiny mouse)
Lineage: Eukaryota; Metazoa; Chordata; Mammalia; Rodentia; Muridae
Gene: Nos1
Product: nitric oxide synthase 1
Exons: 29
Coding region: 843-5132 (1429 amino acids)
Biological process (GO): nitric oxide biosynthetic process
Molecular function (GO): heme binding; calmodulin binding; FMN binding
Source: RefSeq, a predicted model, not a curated record
CCAUAAACCAGCCGGUUGGACGUCACCACUAAUUCGUUUCAGCGGUGAUAGGAUAAAGCAGGGACAUUAAGAAAUAAAUUCCCCUUCACGACCCUCGCUGAGCUUGCUGCGCCGUCCCUGCAUAUUGAUGUAGCCGCAGGGCGCGAGCGGCUACUUAGCACAGCGGCUGCUCCGUGGGGCAGCUUCGGUCGGGGUGAGCGGGGUUGCGCGUGGGGACACUGGCAGCCUCCAGUCCUGAACUUGGCUGAGCUAGGGCGGAGCGAGGGGCUGGGAGGGGGCGGGGAGCGCUCCUUCUCUCUGGAAGCUCCUACCCCGUGGCGCUGCUGGAGCCCAGAGCAUCCUGCCCGGAGCGAGGCUCUGGAUCCGCGCGCUCAGCAGUCACGGGAGGAAGAGGCACGGGAGACAGAGUGAUCAGCGAAUCCACAGCCCUGGAACUGAGCGGGCUUGGAGGCAGCUCCAGGAGCCCCUAAUAUCACAUCUGCGACUGACAAGCUGGUGACCAAGAUGCUCAGAGUCUAGUCCCCAUGCUUGUGCGUCACUUGGGACGCAGUCACCAGACACUGCAAGCCUCCAGUCCUCCUGACCUGUUGCUUAGGGACACAUCCCAUCACUGCUCCUGACGUCUGCCUGGUCAACCUUGGCUUCCUUAGAGAACAAGGAAGGAGAAGGUGGGGAGACAGGAAAUCAUGCCACCCAAGGCCGAACGGCAGUAAGCAGGUGACGCCAAGCUGACGUCAAAGACAGAGGCGACAGAAACCCUGCAGCCAGCUUCUGUCCCAGAGUAGCUCGGGUUCCUGCAGGAGUCAUCUUAGCUUGGAGGUCUCCUGAAGGACGCGGACGCCAUGGAAGAGCAUACAUUUGGGGUUCAGCAGAUCCAGCCCAAUGUCAUUUCUGUCCGUCUCUUCAAACGCAAAGUUGGGGGUCUGGGCUUCCUGGUGAAGGAACGGGUCAGCAAGCCACCUGUGAUCAUCUCGGACCUGAUUCGAGGAGGCGCCGCAGAACAGAGUGGCCUUAUCCAAGCCGGGGACAUCAUUCUUGCUGUCAACGGCCGGCCCCUGGUGGAUCUCAGCUAUGACAGCGCCCUGGAGGUACUCAGGGGCAUUGCCUCUGAGACUCACGUGGUACUCAUUCUGAGGGGCCCUGAGGGCUUCACCACGCACCUGGAGACCACCUUCACAGGGGACGGGACUCCAAAGACCAUCCGGGUGACCCAGCCCCUGGGUCCACCCACCAAAGCUGUCGAUCUGUCCCACCAGCAGACAGCCAGCAAAGACCAGCCAUUGGCAGGAGACAGAAUCUCAGGCCCUGGGAAUGGGCCUCAGCAUGCCCAAGGCAAUGGGCAGGAAUCUGGCUCAGCUACCCAGACCAAUGGUCUGGCCGUUGACCCUUCGUUGAAAAGUACCAAGGCCAACCUCCAGGACAGUGGGGAACAUGAUGAACUGCUCAAAGAGAUAGAACCUGUGCUGAACAUCCUCAAUAGUGGGAGCAAAGCAGUCAACAGAGGCGGACCAGCCAACGCAGAGAUGAAAGACACAGGAGUCCAGGUGGACAGAGACCUCGAUGGCAAACCGCACAAAGCUCCGCCCCUGGGCGGGGAGAAUGACCGAGUCUUCAAUGACCUGUGGGGGAAGGGCAACACCCCUGUGGUCCUCAACAACCCAUAUUCAGAGAAGGAACAGCCCCCUGCCUCGGGGAAACAGUCCCCUACCAAGAAUGGCAGUCCUUCCAGGUGUCCCCGCUUCCUCAAGGUCAAGAACUGGGAGACAGAUGUGGUCCUCACUGACACCCUGCACCUAAAGAGCACAUUGGAAACAGGGUGCACGGAACACAUCUGCAUGGGCUCUAUCAUGCUGCCAUCCCAGCACACGCGGAAGCCAGAAGAUGUCCGCACAAAGGACCAGCUCUUCCCACUAGCCAAAGAAUUUCUCGACCAAUACUACUCAUCCAUUAAGAGGUUUGGCUCCAAGGCCCACAUGGACAGGCUGGAGGAGGUGAAUAAGGAGAUUGAGAGCACCAGCACCUACCAGCUCAAGGAUACCGAGCUCAUCUAUGGCGCCAAGCACGCCUGGAGGAACGCCUCUCGCUGUGUGGGCAGGAUCCAGUGGUCCAAGCUGCAGGUGUUUGAUGCCCGAGACUGCACCACGGCCCACGGUAUGUUCAACUACAUUUGUAACCACAUCAAGUAUGCCACCAACAAAGGGAACCUCAGGUCGGCCAUCACCAUAUUCCCUCAGAGGACUGAUGGCAAGCAUGACUUCCGGGUGUGGAACUCGCAGCUCAUCCGCUAUGCUGGCUACAAGCAGCCAGAUGGCUCUACCUUGGGGGACCCCGCCAAUGUGCAGUUUACAGAGAUCUGUGUCCAGCAGGGCUGGAAAGCCCCAAGAGGCCGCUUCGACGUUCUGCCGCUACUGCUCCAGGCAAACGGCAGUGACCCUGAGCUCUUCCAGAUCCCCCCGGAGCUGGUGCUGGAAGUACCCAUCAGGCACCCCAAAUUUGACUGGUUCAAGGACCUGGGGCUCAAAUGGUAUGGCCUCCCCGCCGUCUCUAACAUGCUGCUGGAGAUCGGGGGCCUGGAGUUCAGCGCUUGUCCCUUCAGCGGCUGGUACAUGGGCACAGAGAUCGGCGUCCGUGACUACUGUGACAACUCUCGAUACAACAUCCUAGAGGAAGUAGCCAAGAAGAUGGAUCUGGACAUGGGGAAGACAUCCUCGCUGUGGAAGGACCAGGCGCUGGUGGAGAUCAACAUCGCUGUUCUGUACAGCUUCCAGAGCGACAAGGUGACCAUCGUCGACCACCACUCUGCCACUGAGUCCUUCAUCAAACACAUGGAAAAUGAGUACCGCUGCAGAGGGGGUUGCCCGGCCGACUGGGUGUGGAUUGUGCCCCCCAUGUCAGGCAGCAUCACCCCUGUUUUCCACCAGGAGAUGCUCAACUAUCGACUCACUCCAUCCUUUGAGUACCAGCCCGAUCCAUGGAACACCCAUGUGUGGAAGGGCACCAACGGGACCCCCACGAAGAGGCGAGCCAUUGGCUUCAAGAAAUUGGCAGAAGCCGUCAAGUUCUCAGCCAAGCUGAUGGGACAGGCCAUGGCCAAGAGGGUCAAAGCUACCAUUCUCUAUGCCACAGAGACAGGCAAAUCACAAGCCUAUGCCAAGACCCUGUGUGAGAUCUUCAAACAUGCCUUCGACGCCAAGGCCAUGUCCAUGGAAGAGUAUGACGUCGUGCACCUAGAGCACGAAGCCCUGGUCUUGGUGGUCACCAGCACCUUUGGCAAUGGAGAUCCCCCUGAGAACGGGGAGAAAUUCGGCUGUGCUCUGAUGGAGAUGAGGCACCCCAACUCUAUGCAGGAGGAGAGGAAGAGCUACAAGGUCCGAUUCAACAGCGUCUCCUCCUAUUCUGACUCCCAAAAGUCAUCGGGCGACGGACCGGACCUCAGAGACAACUUUGAAAGCACUGGCCCCCUGGCCAAUGUGAGGUUCUCGGUAUUCGGCCUGGGCUCUCGGGCGUACCCCCACUUCUGUGCCUUUGGGCACGCAGUGGAUACCCUCCUAGAGGAGCUGGGAGGGGAGAGGAUUCUGAAGAUGCGGGAGGGCGAUGAGCUCUGUGGGCAGGAAGAAGCUUUCAGGACCUGGGCCAAGAAGGUCUUCAAGGCAGCCUGUGAUGUGUUCUGCGUGGGGGAUGACGUCAACAUUGAGAAGGCAAACAACUCUCUCAUCAGCAACGACCGCAGCUGGAAGAGGAACAAGUUCCGCCUAACCUAUGUGGCCGAAGCUCCGGAGCUGACACAAGGUCUUUCCAAUGUCCACAAAAAGCGAGUCUCAGCCGCUCGGCUCCUCAGCCGCCAGAACCUGCAGAGUCCUAAGUCCAGCCGAUCAACCAUCUUCGUGCGUCUCCACACUAAUGGGAAUCAGGAGCUGCAGUACCAGCCAGGGGAUCAUCUGGGCGUCUUCCCGGGCAACCACGAUGGUCUCGUGAAUGCCCUCAUUGAGCGACUGGAGGAUGCGCCACCCACCAACCACAUGGUGAAGGUGGAGAUGCUGGAGGAAAGGAACACGGCUCUGGGUAUCAUCAGUAAUUGGAAGGAUGAACCUCGCCUCCCACCCUGCACCAUUUUCCAGGCCUUCAAGUACUACCUGGACAUCACCACGCCGCCAACGCCCCUGCAGCUGCAGCAGUUCGCCUCCCUGGCCACCAGUGAGAAAGAGAAGCAGCGGCUGCUGGUUCUCAGCAAGGGGCUGCAGGAAUACGAGGAGUGGAAGUGGGGUAAGAACCCCACAAUGGUGGAGGUGCUGGAGGAGUUCCCGUCCGUCCAGAUGCCCGCCACACUUCUCCUCACUCAGCUGUCACUGCUGCAGCCUCGUUACUAUUCCAUCAGCUCCUCUCCAGACAUGUACCCCGACGAGGUGCACCUCACUGUGGCCGUCGUCUCCUACCACACCCGAGAUGGGGAAGGACCGGUUCACCACGGUGUGUGCUCCUCCUGGCUCAACCGAAUACAGGCUGACGAUGUAGUCCCCUGCUUCGUGAGAGGUGCCCCUAGCUUCCACCUGCCUCGAAAUCCCCAGGUCCCUUGCAUCCUGGUUGGCCCAGGCACGGGCAUUGCACCCUUCCGAAGCUUCUGGCAACAGCGACAAUUUGACAUUCAACAUAAAGGAAUGCAUCCCUGCCCCAUGGUCCUGGUCUUCGGGUGUCGACAAUCCAAGAUAGAUCAUAUCUACAGAGAGGAGACCCUGCAGGCCAAGAACAAAGGCGUCUUCAGAGAGCUGUACACUGCCUACUCCCGAGAACCUGACAGGCCAAAGAAAUACGUACAGGAUGUGCUGCAGGAGCAGCUGGCUGAGUCUGUGUACCGUGCCCUGAAGGAGCAAGGAGGCCAUAUUUACGUCUGUGGGGAUGUUACCAUGGCCGCUGACGUCCUCAAAGCUAUCCAGCGCAUAAUGACCCAGCAAGGGAAAUUGUCGGAGGAGGACGCUGGUGUGUUCCUCAGCAGACUGAGGGAUGACAACCGGUACCACGAGGACAUCUUUGGAGUCACCCUGAGAACAUACGAAGUGACCAACCGCCUUAGAUCUGAGUCCAUUGCCUUCAUUGAAGAGAGCAAAAAAGACACAGAUGAGGUUUUCAGCUCCUAACUGGAUCCUCCUGCCCCAUAGGAUGGUGGGGUGGCCACCCCAAGUGCCCAAGCAAGGGCGGCUGCAGGUUGACUAAACGCGGACACACAUGGCUAAACCUUCCCCAGGGGACCCCGAGUGGCCUCUUGUCCUGUUACUGUGUCCUGGUCCUUUCUCUCCCUCUGGGAUCUCUCACCCCCAACCCUGGGUUUUCUCCUUGACUCUUCUGCUUGGAUGCAUCGUCCUUGUACCCUGCAGUGGCUCUCACAAAACCGAGUCCUCCCUACCCACUGCUGCCAAGGGCAGGUUGCGGUGCAUGAAACCACUGGGUCAUGGCUGUCCCUCCCAUUGGGGUCUGAAGGUGGCUGGCACUGGGGCUUCAGAUCAUCCCCUCUUCCAUCCUUUUUUAUGAUGGUGUGGGGGGAUGUCAAGCCUAGCUCUUUGGGGUCUGUCCUUUUGCCUGCACAUGUGUGCUGACCUUACAUGUGAUUCCACUGCCUUCGUGAAGGGAUGUUCAGUGCCAUGAAACGUGUUCCUAGUUGUUGUUAAUCCCUCCCGUGUCCACCAUGACAGGCCUGCCUGCGUCAGCCUCCCUGGGACACAUCGAGCCCCCUUCCUAAUCUAGAUG